GAUAAAAUCAUGGCGACCUCGAAAGCGGGAAUUACUUCAUUAAUCGUUGUAGCAGUAAUUUCAUUUUUUCCUUUGCAUUCAGCCAAGGCUCCAGUAAUACCUCCAGUUAAGAAUAUUACAAGUGACAACUGGCACCACAUUCUAGAAGGAGAAUGGAUGGUUAAAUUUUUUGCCCCAUGGUGUCCUGCCUGUCAACAAGUGGGUCCUGUGUGGUCCAAAUUAGCUUUGAAAGCUGAUGAACUUGGGAUAAAUGUUGGAGAAGUGGAUACAACUAAAGAACCUGCACUUAGUGGAAGAUUCAUGGUUUUAUCAUUACCAACUAUUUACCAUAUAAAGAAUGGUGAGUUUCGGCAGUUCAAAGGAUCAAGGUCAUUAAAGGGACUGAUGGUUUUUGUAAAGGAUCAGAAAUGGAGGGACAUUGAACCUUUACCUUGGUGGAAAUCUCCAGGUUCAUAUCUGAUGGGAUUUCUUGGACUGAUGUUUAAGUUGUCUGUGCUACUGAAGAACAUGCAUGAACUUCUGACAUUGACAUAUGGUGUGCCAGUGUGGGGCUCAUACACUAUAUUUGGUGUGGUGGUUGUGGCCACAGGAAUUCUUCUUGGAAUGGGUAUAGUAUUUUUGUCAGAUUGUAUUUUGGGGGUUCCCUCUUAUCCAGUCCCUGUACAACAAAUGAGGAAAGUGAUCAAAGAAGAACCUGAGGAAGACAAUGGUGAGGAUGAAAGGGAUGGAGAGGAAAUAAUGGAGGAAAAUGAAGGAAAUGGAACAGACCAAACUGGAGUGAGGAAGAGAGUAACUGCCUCAACUGAUUAAGCAAUAGUGUAUACUGGCUUCAGUUUACCUAAUAGUGUGUAACAUGCACACUUUGUUUAUUUGUAGUCAGGUUCCAUAUCAGAAAAUUUUCCCUUUUCAUACAUGGGAAAAUCUGAAUAAGAAUUUCAAAGAGGUGAUUCUCUAGGCAGAGUAACUUUGCUAGCAUGACAAAUACAUUGUAGAGUCAGUCAGUGAAAAUCAAACCAAGUUGUACUGUUUGUUGAUAUACUAUGUGAGAGCAAGGGAGGGUGGGUUGACGCCAAACUGAUAUUCAACUGUUUUCUGGAUUGUGAGCCUAAAUAGCGAUCACCUAUAUUGCUUAAAAAAUGGGAGUUACAGAAACACAUGUUUGCAAUGGCAACUGCUGUUGUAAACCUGAGUGUAUAGAAACAUGAUAAAACCAUGAAGAUGGCUGCAUCCACAAUUACUGAUAACUAUGAACCAUUUUUUUGAAAAUGUGUAAUGGAUAUUUGUGUUGUAUUAAAAGAAUGUCACAUCACACUUCAUUUUAUUACUAAAUUUGGAAAGAAAUAUCAUGGGUAACUAUUCCUUUGUGAAGAUGGUCCAGAAAAUGAUCCAAGAAAUCAAAUUGUCUGAAAUUUCUGUUUUAGCAAACUCACUUUUUUAUUCAAAGGCACAUUUCCUAUUUCCUUAGAGUUCAGUCAUAGUUAUUUUUGUAUGUAGUUGAGGAAAUGCAAAUAGUUAGUUUGUAAUUAUUGCUAGAUCAAAGUAUUUCAAUCAGGAUAAACAAUAACUUAUGCUACAAGCAUACUUUUUCUGUUAUUAAACAUAUGAGUGCUGGGUAUAUUAUAAUGUAAGGGAAAAUGCACUGAAUAAAAAUUGCAAUUUUUGCAACUGAG
Messenger RNA from Stylophora pistillata, 1670 nucleotides. Its product is annotated as thioredoxin-related transmembrane protein 1. Gene Ontology annotation, molecular function: disulfide oxidoreductase activity. The record is from RefSeq and is a predicted model, not a curated record. Gene Ontology annotation, cellular component: endomembrane system. Lineage: Eukaryota; Metazoa; Cnidaria; Anthozoa; Scleractinia; Pocilloporidae.